This is a messenger RNA of Closterium sp. NIES-67, 2377 nucleotides long. The record is from the annotation of a GenBank genome assembly. Lineage: Eukaryota; Viridiplantae; Streptophyta; Zygnematophyceae; Desmidiales; Closteriaceae.
UUGUCUCCUUCCUUACACGUUUCCGUCCCACUCCCGCUUUCAAACAGGGGCCCCACUCGCGUAGUUGAGUUGUUUCUGAGUUCAUGCUGCACGCGACAAACCAGCCAGCACUCCCUUUUUGUGUCUCGAAACACGACGUCUUCACCCGUCGACGGCGCAUUUUCCCCGUUACAGAGCUCGCUCCGCUGUCAGCGAGUCUACGCAUGAGAUACGUACAAGUGAGCUUCGCAAGAUCCUCCAUUAGAACCGUUUCUUAGGAAUCGUAUCGCUGCCAUCGCUUUUACUAGCCGCCACCAGGAGCUACGCGAAGGUUCGAGACCGCUAGCUACGGCAGCAUUGCACGCUGCGUCGACCGCACGCCGGAGCCAGUGCCGAAGCAAACCCGUCAGUUCUCAGCAUACCCUCGAGGAUCUCCCCCCACCAACAGGCCCCCAAAAUGCGGCCGAACAAGGCGCUCGGCGCGCUUGUGAACGUUGCGCUAUUACUCAUUGGCCUGGGCCUGAUCGGAGUCGCCCUGUGGCUGCUGCUGGCCGCCACCUACGGCGCGUGCCUGCUGCCCUACCAGGUGCCGCUCAUCGCCGUGGGCGGCGCGCUGCUCGUCGCCGCGCUCGUCGGAUUCUGUGGCUUGGCGUGCGAGUCGAACGCGCUCUCGUGCCUCUACCUCGUCGUCGCGCUCGUCGCCGUGCUCGCGUCGACGGCCUUUACCAUCUUCGCGUUCCUUGUAACGGGAGGAACACCGCUGCCUACAACGAGUCGCGGGCAGACGGUGUAUGCGACGUGGGGCUUCUCGCCGUGGAUGCAGGCGCAGGUGGGCAACGCCUCGUGGGCCGCCCUCCAGACAUGCCUCGCCCAACGCCGCACGUGCGGCGACCUGCGCUCCUACGCCCCCGCCGUGCUCAACGGGCUGCUGCUGCCGCCUAUCGAGGCCGGCUGUUGCAUUCCGCCGCAAGGCUGCCUCAACCGAACGUUCAGGCCCACAUACUACUCCUUCGCCGCACUCGACGGACCCUCCACGCCGCAACAGCAGCCAUCUGCAGGCAACUCCCCCAAUGACAUCCCUGUCCACGCAGCAGCAGCAGCAGGCACCACUCCCCCCCACAGCAGCAGCAGCAGCCAGCAGAACUGCAGCGCGUUCAGCAUAGAGCCGCAGGCGCUGUGCUACGCGUGCGAGUACUGCAAGGGCGGCUUCCUCGCGCAGCUGCACGCGCACUACGCCCUCGAGAAGUUCGUCAGCCUGGGGGCCUCAAUCGCGGUGCUCUUGCUCUACCUCAUGGCGUGCUGCGCUGCGUUCACAGGCCUGGAUGACGACGAACCGGGGUUGGAGAAAUCUACCGCUGCUGCUGCGGCUGCCGCCGCUGCGAGUAAGUUGCAGAAGAGUGGCACGAUGAGCCGAGUGAAUACUUUCACCGUAGCCCCUGGACAGUUUGAGCGGUCUCUGUCAGCUAAGGUGCCUGGCCAAGGGGUUGGGGUGGGGGCACUUGGAGGCGUGGCAGCAGGCGCGGCGAUAGGGCAGUAUGAGCGGUCGCUAACAUACGUGGACAAGUCUCCAGGGCCCCUGGAUAGGUCCCUCACUCAAGUUGAGAAAGCGGUGCCAAAUCGGCCAAGUUAUGCUGCACGUGAGACAAGAAGCCGGGAGGACACGCGUAGCCGCAGCAGCUAUGCCGACGACUCUCGGAGCACCCACAGCUACACCGAGGAUUUGAGAAGUUGCCGAAGCUCCAAGAGUUCCCGAAGCUCGAGAGGCUCGGAAAGAGGCAAGGAGGUCUUUGUGGUGGAGGUGGAGGAUCGGGAAGGAGGGUACGGAAUGCCGAAGCGGCGGGUAGUGCAUGAUGAGGCGAUGUGGGAGGGCGAUGAAGACAUGGACUAUGCAUGGAGGGAAGAGAUAAUACAAGAGGAGGAGGCAGAUUGGGAGGCGAGGGAGAGGGAGAGGGAGAGGGCAAGGGAAAGGGAGAGGGAUCCGGGCAUGGUGGUUGGAAGAAGCUACAGCAGCAAGAGCGGAUCAGGCCAAAAGAGAGGAAGACGGUCGAGCCAAGAGAAGCCCAGUUCGGAAGUGCGAGGCAGGCAAGAGACAAGACAUUCCAGGAGAAAAACUUGGGCAACCAAUGGGAAAGAGUUGGAGGGUUCUCGCCUACGGCAAGAGGGGAGCCAGUCUGAGAGGGCUGCUUCAAGGAGAGACGAAAGGCCACUUGCACCCCCCAAGGUGUAUGACUUGGAGAGUACCUAUGGCGAUGAUAGCGGGUACGAUGAUGACAGCCGGUAUGGCGAUGGACGCCCAAGGCAACAGUUUGAUGUCGAAUCUGACAUAUAUGGAGAGGAAUACGACGAUGAUUCGUAUGACGGGAGAGUUUGAAGCUGAUCAUAGCAUGUAUUCUGAUCA